Messenger RNA from Ostrea edulis (European flat oyster), 929 nucleotides. Its product is annotated as ryncolin-1-like. The transcript is spliced from 6 exons. The record is from RefSeq and is a predicted model, not a curated record. Lineage: Eukaryota; Metazoa; Mollusca; Bivalvia; Ostreida; Ostreidae. The coding region runs from base 139 to 885 and encodes 248 amino acids.
CAUUAACACAAUGAAGUGUCUCGUCCUACUGUGGUUAUGUACUAUUCUGCCUGACAGAUCCAACACGGACAAAGUCCAUCCAACGAUUCACAAAAAGCUGCAAACCAUCUGAAGAACAUUUCCUGGUCCUGGAAAAUCAUGAAAUCCCACAUUGAAGAUGUCCAUCCAGUCUCCUUCAACGUCAAAGUUGUUUCCACUUAUAAAAUCAAUGGAAUGCUGAAUAAGAAACAGCCCAAGUACAGGGACUGUGCGAGCAUAUUGAAGAAGAUACCAAAUACAAGAAAGCAGGAUGGAGUGUAUGCGAUUUAUCCGGACCUUAAAACAAAGAAACUCGUGUACUGUGACAUGACAAGAGAAGGAGGCGGCUGGACGGUCAUCCAUAAAAGACUUCAUGGGUCGGCAAAUUUUUUCAGGGACUGGCAAACCUGCAAAAGUGGAUUUGGAGAUCCCAAGAUAGACUACUGGAUAGGAAACGACGUCCUACACUUGCUGACAAAAUCCGGCAACAAUGCCCUUCGUGUGGACCUUCAGAAAUUUAACGGCCACAAGGCGUACGCCAAAUAUUCCAAGAUUUCUGUGGGUGACGAAAGCAGCAAAUAUAAGCUAACUGUAUCAGGAUACCAGGGAAAUGCAGGAGACAGUCUUCGCUACCAUAACGGAAUGAAAUUUUCAACAAAAGAUCAGGACAACGACACGAGUAAAGAACACUGUGCCACAGAUUAUAAAGGAGCGUGGUGGUAUGAACGUUGUUAUGGUGCCAACCUGAAUGGGUGGUAUGUUAACUCCGCCGUGGUUAGUUCCAAAUACCUCAACUGGUAUAAGUGGGGCAAGAGGUACGAAGCAUUGAAAACACCAUCUAUGAUGAUCCGACCAUCUUUAAGUUAGUAAAUACAUUUUCUCAGUAAGCUUAAUAAAGCAUGUUAGUAGAG